Messenger RNA from Athalia rosae (coleseed sawfly), 768 nucleotides. RefSeq names its product 39S ribosomal protein L23, mitochondrial (gene mRpL23). The coding region runs from base 143 to 601 and encodes 152 amino acids. Lineage: Eukaryota; Metazoa; Arthropoda; Insecta; Hymenoptera; Athaliidae. Gene Ontology annotation, biological process: mitochondrial translation. The record is from RefSeq and is a predicted model, not a curated record. Gene Ontology annotation, cellular component: ribosome; mitochondrial large ribosomal subunit. Gene Ontology annotation, molecular function: structural constituent of ribosome. The transcript has 3 exons.
AGGUAUCUAAUGAGCCAUAACUACACCGGCUUCCCCACUCCUUUAAGCGCACAGAUCAGGGGCGCAUAGAGGCGCCCUGUGUAGUGAGACCAGUGAAUGUGCUAAAGACAAUAAAUGAGUCACACGGUUAGUAUCACUCAAAAUGUCUACCCGUUGGUAUCCCAUUUAUCAAAAAGGCAAUCCACAACUCAGAAUAUUUUUACCGAAUUUUUGGCUGAAACUGGUAAAACCUGAGGUGAACCAGCCUGGAUGUGUUGUUCAAUUUCAUUGUUCAAUGGAAAUGACAAAACAUGACAUAACCAACUACUUGACCAAGAUUUACAACUUACCUGUAGUUCAUGUACGAACUAGAAUAGCUAUGGGUGAAUUUAAGAAAGAGCCCUUCAAGGGUUACAUUCACAAAGACGAUGAUUUCAAGAUCGCCUACGUUACCCUGCCCAAGGACCACAAAUUCGUAUUCCCAACCUUGUUCACAAAUGAUAUGGAAGACGAUCCUCUCAAAGAUGGUGAAAAAUCUUUACGUGAACUAAAAUCAUCAUUCAAGAGCUACCUAGAUCGAAAUAAGGAAAGACCUGGGGUACCUAAUUGGUUUACAAUUUGAAUGAGUCAGCAUUGUUCCAGUUUUAUAUCUCACAAAGUCCCAUACUCUAAACAAAAACAUGGUUAACAAUCAUUGAUAUCAUUAAGUCUGGUUUGCUUCUCCAUAUUGAUUACAGAGCCUUAUUAAUGGAUGAUGACAAAAAAAAUAAAGUAUUCAGACAAGGUGAA